UUUUAUACAAUGUCGGUGCGGUAUUACUCACAAAUAAAUACGUAUAUGUGUACUCGACAAUCAUGUUAGUAUUAUUUAAAUUGUUUUCUGAAUUCGAAGUCUGAUUGUUCAUGCAUGUACAGCUUUAUUGUUUGCAUUCUAACACGAGAGAAAAAACGACAGUAUCACCUAAACAUCAAAUGACAUAACUAAAAAAAAGCCACGAUGCCCACAUACUUCGUUUAUUUGAUGUAUUUAAAACUGUUAAAUAACGCCAACAUUAAUCAUAUGGGACUCUGCCGGGUCAAUGUAGGACCGAACUUCUGGUCGGUGGACUAUCCAACGUGCGCGAAGGCGCAGCAGUCACCCGUGCAAAUCUUACACGAGGAGGCUGAGCCCGUUGAGAUUGACGACUUCCGUUUCCAUGGCUACGACAACACACGCACCCUAGAUAACCUUACCGUGUGGAACGACGGUUACACCGUAACCGUUCGUGUCCAUGGCGACCUUAACAUUGAUGGUGGCGGUCUGGAAGGCAUGUACUCCCUGCACUCCUUCCACUUCCACUGGGCUUCCACAGACAGAGCCGGGUCCGAACACUGGCUCGAUGGACAGGCUUUCCCGCUUGAGAUGCACCUUGUUCACAAGUCGGUGCGUCACAACAAGAUCCAGACCGCUCUGGAGGACCCCACGGGUCUGGCCGUGCUUGGUAUCUUCGCCAAGGUCGGCAACCACCACCCAUACUUCCAGGCUAUCAUUGACAACCUCAGGCUGCUUGAUAUCGGAGACUACGCUAACGUGCGCCCGUUCCCGCUGAGCGGCCUCCUGCCAGUUGACACGGAGGCGUUCUACCGAUACAGCGGUAGCCUGACCACGCCGCCCUGCUCCGAAAGUGUCGUCUGGUCCGUGUUCAGGGAGCCCAUCGAAAUCUCCGAAGAACAGAUAAGACAAGUGCGCAUCCUAUCCAAGAUUUCCAACAUCACCGAAAACUACCGACCUAUCCAGGAGCUCAACGGUACGCCGUAUUGUCGUACGCAAGAAGAGCGCCGCGCUAUUUGGUUCCCGUCUCCAAAAUGAUUCGUUUUACCAGAAUGGCAACAGCGCCAGCGGAAUUCCACUCUCCUCUUUCAUCGUCGCGAUGAUCUCUGUUUUAAAUAUUCUACUAGCUAGAUAUUGAUGGGGCGUUCAUGGACAAUUGGGGAAUAAAAAAACAACUUACGUUCAUUUGACUUCCUUUGAAAAUGUUUCACGCGGAAAGCUUGGCGAUACUUAUUAAGAACUCAACUUUUUAACAUCGAGUGUCUCAAUGCCUUGAUAUUCCUUGCUCCAGUAUAUGCUUUGGGACAACACAGGAGUUGCAGUCUGUAUUAUUAGCAACAUUCUAAAGCCAGCGUAUACAAUACAUCGGAUCAUUGCCGCAUGACCAAACCGGAAUAGCAUCUAAUAGAUUUUUUUCUUUAUUUUUUUCAAUAUCAUUACCACAUAAAUUUUGUUCUUUUUGUCUUAAUCGUCAUUUUGAAUCAUUCUAAGUGAUUAUACGUAAACUGUCAAUAUAUUAUAUUAUUUAAAACGUGAUUGGAAAUCGUUGUGAUAAAAAUGAAUUGCUUACUGAAUAGCUUUCAAUAUCGCACUUCAACUGAAUUGAGGGUAAAUGGGACGACUGGUGUUGGACAUUUCUUUGGAAUACUUUUGAAAGUUGGUUUUUCUAUGUCAACAUUUGUUUGAAGUUUUACCGGUGUAUAUUUUUGAAUGUUUUACUGAUGUAAGUGAAAAAUAUGAGUGUUGGUUUUAUUUUCUGAUGUGUUUCAGAAUGUUCUGAAUUAAGGCAAGUAAUUUAGAUUGUUUUUCAUCGUAAAACGAUAUCAUAUGUGUCUUGUUCUGAGAAAAUUGGGCUUAGAUCUAAUACAUGUGCGUAAAGUCCAAGAUUAGCCUGUGCAGUCCGCACUUUUCGCUUUUAUGGUAUUUUUAGUUUCAAGGAAGUCCCUCCGUACCGAAAAUCAAGUUUAGGUGGAAAGUGUCUUCCCUGAAUAGCCUGUGCGGACUGCACAUGCUAAUCUGGGAUGACACUUUACGCACAUGCAUUAAGCCCUUUAUUCUAAGAACAAGGCUCAUAUAAUUGUGCAAACAUUCAAGUUGUAAUAUUAGUAUGUUAUGAAACAUGUAUUGAAUUGAAUACACAGCAGUCAUUAUAAACGCGUUAAAGCUUUUCAUUGACGUGAUCGAACAUAUCAACAAUACAAAAAUCAUAUGUUAUUAUUGUGCACCUUUCGUGUCCAUGCUUAAGUAUGAUGCCAUUUAUCGUGAUGCUCGAGCAUAUUUCUUUUUAAUCUUAUGAGGCAAGAAUGUAUACCCUUUUUUAAGACAAUGAUUAUGGAUGUUUAGAUAGUAAAAAAUAUAUUUAUAGCCAAAAUAUGUCACCAUUCUGUACAGAAAAAUGUAUAUUAUUUUGUUAGUCUGGGUAAUAAAUUCAUCUUAAUGUUUCUGUUAACCUUGUUGACCCUUUUGGGCUACUUUUUGUUAAAGAGCAAAUGAUUUUUGUUUGUAUGACGGUUUUUAUGUACAU
Dreissena polymorpha is the source of this 2542-nucleotide messenger RNA. RefSeq names its product carbonic anhydrase-like. The transcript is spliced from 6 exons. The coding region runs from base 205 to 1056 and encodes 283 amino acids. Lineage: Eukaryota; Metazoa; Mollusca; Bivalvia; Myida; Dreissenidae. The record is from RefSeq and is a predicted model, not a curated record. Gene Ontology annotation, molecular function: carbonate dehydratase activity; zinc ion binding.